Messenger RNA from Amphimedon queenslandica, 670 nucleotides. Its product is annotated as NF-X1-type zinc finger protein NFXL1-like. The transcript has 6 exons. Gene Ontology annotation, cellular component: nucleus. Gene Ontology annotation, molecular function: zinc ion binding. Bases 230 to 619 code for a protein of 129 amino acids. Lineage: Eukaryota; Metazoa; Porifera; Demospongiae; Haplosclerida; Niphatidae. The record is from RefSeq and is a predicted model, not a curated record.
UCCUUGUUCUGAGAGACGUCCUUAUGCAUGCGGUAACAAGUGUGGGCGUGUCCUUUCCUGUAGUAAUCAUUAUUGUGAAAGACCAUGUCAUAAUGUCGUUAAUCCUCUGUCCGAUAAUGAGGCUGGGGAAGAUUGUUCAUCGUGUGACUUAGAUUGUCAGAAGCCACGCCCAUUGGGUUGUACACACACAUGCAAGCUACCUUGUCACCCAGGAGAUUGUCCUCAAUGCAUGCACUCCAUCAGACUGAGGUGUCAUUGUUCUACUAUGCCAAUAACACUACACUGCCAUGUUUGGACAUCAGCAGAUGAUGAUCAAAAGUCAAAACUUCAAGCAUGUAACAACCAAUGUACCAAACUGUUAUCUUGUGGACAUCGUUGUUCAUAUUCUUGUCAUUCUGGUAACUGCUCACCAGUUGAUCAGUGUUCUCAAAAAGUUACCUUCAGAUGUUCCUGUAAACGACUUAAAAAGGAUUUGAAAUGUCAUGAGAGGGAGAAGAGGCCAGUCUGCAAUGAAGAAUGUUCAAGAAUUAAGAAAGAGAAAGAAGAGGUUUGUCUAUUGAACAGGCACACACACAUAAUGCAACAUUAUCAAAACUGUAUACUAUACAUACAAUCAUAAUGUACAUGUAGCAUACAUAGGUAGGAUAAUUUAGUUUGGGCUGCUUCUAUA